CGAUUUGUUAACUUGUAAACUAGGUGUAGAUGGUAAAAUAUAAUAAAAGGCCGCGCGCACUGGAAACGCAACGGAAAACACAUAUUGGUCCUGUGCUAAAUCUCUGUUGUCUGAGUCAGCUGAUACUUUUGAAGCAAAUGGGGAAACUAUAUGCUUCUGUGAGAUGCUGGUGUCAAGGCCAUGACGACAAGCUGGAACAAGAAAAACUGUGUUAACAAGUUAUGGUUAAUCAUUUCAAAUACAGAUGCCAUCUCAUCCAUGGAUGUGGCUUCCUUGAUCAAGGAUAUUAUGGAGGAAAUUUGCAGAUAUCCUUUAAAGAAGCUGAAUGAAUAGACUCUUUGCAAUCUCAAAGCCUUACAAACAAUGAACAUAAUAGGUAUGACCCAUCUGCUGAUUGCUUAAGACUGUCUUAAAUCAGUUAAAUUAGCUGCUCAAGUGAUUUGUGUGCCAGCAUUUCCAUAGCAUUAGCUCCUUGAAGCAGAGUGAUUUCCAUAACAUUUGCAUUCUGCUUAAUAAUUCUGAGUUGUAGUCCAUUGGACCAAGUUGCCUGUGGUAUCAUUAAGAUUAGUUUCAUUAAGAGUUUCUUAAAAGUAGAAAUUUAGCCUGCCAAGGUUUGUUCAGCAAGAGAGACGAUUGUUUUCAAUAUGUCCUACUCUUUAGUUGAUUUUACUUGUUCUCAAGAGUCUGCUGGAGGUGGAGAUGCCUUUAUCUGCACAGAAUGUGGUGAAGGAUUUGGCCAUUACACAAAAUUGGUAAAUCACAUGGCCAUGCAUGGAUCUUUGGAUUCCUUCCCCUUUAAUGGAUCAACCAAUGGUAAUAGUUCUGAUGUACCCAUUGAGUUAGCCCUCCAUGAAAAUGGAACACUAACAGUUGUGGACAAAUCUGCACUAUCAAAUUUCUCCUUUUUAUUUGGAAAACCUUCACCAAAUGUGCCUUGGUGGCAUGAAUCCUCAUCUUAUCGGGAGUGUUUUUCCCCAGUGAAGACAGCAGAAAAAGACCGCACCCUUUAUAAAUGUGAGCAAUGUGGCCAAGCAUUCAAAAGCAAGUUGAGUUUACAACAGCAUCAGCAGUACCGUUCUCUUGAGCAAGGGUUUAAAUGCACCCUGUGCUGCAAGGUCUUUAAUGACCGACAAGGUCUACGUGAGCACCUUCAAAGUCAUGCCCAUGAACGGUUCUAUAGCUGUGGUCACUGUGGGAAACGAUUUCUAAAACAAGAGACUUUACACACUCACCAAAAAGAAUGGCAUGGAUCUUUUGGGUCCAAGAGUAAACUUGAGUAUCAUCAAGAAAACAGUAUUGACAAGUCUUAUCCUUGCAAAAAGUGUGGACUACGAUUCUUCUGGUUGUCUGAUUUGCAGAGCCAUCUAAUCAGUCAUUCCCAUAUCACGCAGCUAUCUGCUGAAACCACACCACGUUCUCAAAAACAUGAGAAAAUUAAUGUGAGGGAACGUAAAAAUGCCAUAUGUUCUCAGGGAAGUUAUUCUGAGAGAAGUUAUCGCUGUGGUAUCUGUGGGGAUCGCUUCCAUCAGUUGACAGACCUAAAGAAACAUCAUCUUACUCAUGAAAGUGAAGAAGGAAAGAAUGACGACGAUGAUGGUGACAGUGAUGAUGAUGUUGAUGAUGAUGAGGAAGAAGAAUUACCCAGAUCACAACGGGUUAGGCGGAGCAGUGUCUAUGGUAAUGCCCGUCCCAUAUCACCAAAAGGCCAAAUGCAACGAAUAGAUCCAUCCAGACCAAUCAGAGGUAGGCCACCACGUAGCAGACAUAACUAUGGAAAAAAAGUUUACCCAUGCAAACAUUGCCAUCGAGUAUUUGUGCACUCUAGCAGUUUAUCUCGUCAUAUGCGAUAUCACAAGGGAACUCUUCAUACAUGUGUUUAUUGUGGGAGACGCUUUCCACAACGCUGUGAUGUCAGAAGGCAUGUAAUUAUGUAUCACGGGUCAGAAUUGGCAGAACCUCAGCCUACGAUUGAGAAUGAAGUGGCAGAGAGUAGAAAUGCAGGGAAGGAAACUGAUGAGAAGAGCAUUGAGGUUGAGGAAGAAAAUCAUGAAGGCGAAGAGGAGCAGUCCUCAGAUAACAAAGAAGUAUCUUCUCUGAAGUCACGUGGGACAUACAAAUGUCGAGACUGUUUCAGAGUUUUUGGACUCCUCAGUGUUUAUCAGCGACAUGUACGUUACCACAAGAGAGAACCAGCACGUCAGUUGCACAGGUGUCCUCACUGUCCAUGCCGCUUCUCAUUCCGGUCUGCUCUUGAGCGCCAUCUAGAAAAUCAUGAAAAAGAGGCCUCUGGAGAAAUUGUAAAGAAAAGGUCUCCAGCUGUUAAUGCCAGUAUUGAUGAUAACUUGGAACACGAAGAGGAGGAAACUGAGGAUGAAGAUAAUGAAUCAGGUGUGGAAACAAAAGAAAAUGGGUCAUCUGCAGUAUUGUAUGAAUGCACAGAAUGCACCCAGACAUUCUCUUGCCUUCAAACUUUCCUGCAACACCAGAGUGCUCAUGGAUGAGACAACUUUGGAUAACAUUCAUGCCAAACUGUUGAUAAGUCAAGUUGUAAAUUUUGUUGAGUUAUCUUGUCUGAUCUCUAAGAGAAUGUUUCCUUCUUUGAUAAAAAUUAAUUGAGGAACAUGUGUAAUUGAUAACUUCAUAGUGCUAGUUUACCAGCACAGAUUCUGUUCAGUAGCAUCCCACUCAGCUAUACAAGUUCAGUGCCCCACUAGUAUAUUGAAAUGCCCCAAGUUCAGCUGCCACUCAGAUCUAUGUUUUAUUUCUUUAUUUGAUUUUAUUUUUUUGCAUAAAUUCUCCCUUGUAUUGUGCAUGUGUAACCCCUCAUAAGGAAGUCAGCUUGAAGUCAGACAUCUCUGCCUUAUUUACACAUGGGAAGAGCAACUAGAUGAUUGUUAGCGCUUAUGCACGAUAAUGGAGCAUUAGUAAGCUUUCUAAAGUUCUCGAAAUAUUUCAAUCACACCCUCUCAAGGCCCACUUCCUGUUGAUACAUCAUUUUGCAUUUUGGAAUCUUUUUUGGAUGAGUCUUUGAUUGCAGUCCAUUUAGUUCAAGCAGCUGUGGCAGUGUUCAUAGUUCAGAAUAUCAUGACUACAAAAUUUGUUUAUUGCUUUUUGGUCAAAACCAUGAUAUGCUCCUUACCUCACCAAACAGCACACCGCUGGAAAAAUGUGGUUGUAAACUGUAUGUUUCAACCUUGUCAGUGCUGGGAGUGAGGGUUCUGAGCAAGUGGCUAUUUAUGGAUUCACUUGUUUGUAGCUUUUUCAGGACUGCAGUUUAUUCUGCAUAUAAGUAUUGUUUUCUCUCUUUUGCCUGCAGUUAACACUGGAUAAAGCCCUGUUUGAUGAAACACUGAAUGAGUUACUCUUGAUGAGAGAACUAUUUUAGAGUUUUAGGCAUUAAAAAUCUGAAUGGGUUUUCUGUUAUGGGAACGAAAACCUAAAAAUGGGUUUCCCGAUGUUUCAGUAUUGCCACACUUUGUGUACUCACUCCCUAGCCUUCAUUUCUCAAGAACUUGACUA
Molecule: messenger RNA, 3519 nt
Organism: Chanos chanos (milkfish)
Lineage: Eukaryota; Metazoa; Chordata; Actinopteri; Gonorynchiformes; Chanidae
Product: zinc finger protein 345
Exons: 3
Coding region: 645-2501 (618 amino acids)
Biological process (GO): regulation of transcription by RNA polymerase II
Cellular component (GO): nucleus
Molecular function (GO): DNA-binding transcription factor activity, RNA polymerase II-specific; RNA polymerase II transcription regulatory region sequence-specific DNA binding
Source: RefSeq, a predicted model, not a curated record